UCAUAGUUUGGCUGGAGUGAACGCGGCCUUGUUAUUGUGGCUGAGGGUGACAGAUGCUAAAGGUGCGAGAAGAAACAUAAACGUAAUCAGUGGUCACCUUUUCCCGCCUUAUUUAAGGACUUAUAGUCCCAGAAAACAAGGAUACAGUAGACAAGAGCGGGAAAAGCAAAGGAAACAAGAUCGCAAGUGCCAAGUGCCAUGAAGAUAGCACGGACGCUCUUUGGCCCUCGUGCCCCAGAUGGCUACUCCGAUGGCACAACUCAGGUCCAUGUCGACACAGCUGUGGACGAGGAUGAGAAUGAUGAGGUGUUCCUCCCUGAUGCUCCAGAAGGGCUAACGACAGGCAUCAGCAUCGGCAGGAGUUGUGGUGGGGUGACGGAGCCCUGCAUUGGGGGUCCCUUCUCGGCCAUAACCCCCUCCAUGUGGCCCCAGGACAUUCUCCUCAAGCUCUCGCAGCAGGACCAGCAUAUUGAUCCCAACCAUCAGCCAGAUUAUCGGUUUGAUGAAUUUGGCUUCCGUGUAGAGGAGGAGGAUGGCCCUGAGCAGAGCAGUAAAAAGCUGCUAAGUCAACCCUUUGUUGAGGAUCCCCAGCACAGAUUGCAGUGGAUAGCAUACCUAGAAUUCAGCCACAGUGAUGAGGUCGGGGAGUUAACAUGGGACCACGUUGAUGUGCGACUCCCAAGGACAGAUAAGUUGAGGGGGAUGGUCAAGAAUGGGGUCCCUCACUCCUUACGACCGCAGUUGUGGCUGAGACUGUCUGGUGCUCUUCAGAAGCAGCAGCAGUCAGACAUAUCCUAUCGAGAUGUCGUGAAAGCAUCAAGCAAUGAUGCCCUCAUGACUAGUAAACAAAUAGAAAAGGACCUCCUGCGCACUAUGCCCACCAAUGCAUGCUUCUCACAACUCACCUCCACAGGCAUUCCACGACUGCGGCGGGUUUUGAGGGCUCUUGCCUGGCUCUACCCUGAUAUUGGGUAUUGCCAAGGUACGGGGAUGAUUGCUGCAUCUCUACUGCUUUUCUUAGAAGAGGAGGAAGCUUUCUGGGUAAUGUGUACUAUAGUGGAGGAUCUGCUGCCUGCAUCCUACUACUCCUCCACUCUGCUGGGUGUACAGGCAGAUCAACGUGUGUUGGCUGCCCUGGUGGCUACCUAUCUGCCUGGAGUGGAGUCUGUAGUACGAGAACACGACAUUGAACUCUCUCUCAUCACCUUGCAUUGGUACGUGACCCUUUUUGCCUCAGUGCUUCACAUGAAGAUCCUCCUGAGGGUGUGGGACCUAUUCUUCCUGGAUGGAUCCAUUGUGCUGUUUGAGGUCACUCUAGCCAUGCUGAAGAUUAAAGAGGCAGAGCUCCGUAGCCUUGAGAAUUCAGCACAGAUAUUCAAUGCACUGUCAGAUAUUCCUGGGGAUAUUGAUGAUGUUGAUUGCUUGUUUAAGGUCAUGGAUAGUGUAUGUGGGAGCUUAACUGAUGUAAUGGUUGAGACCCACCGCCGACGUCACCUUGCAUAUCUUAUGGCUGAUCAUGGUGCGCUUAUCAACCCAGAUCACUCUACAAACCUCCCCAAGCAACAGCUAAAUAGACGACAAGUUAGCAAGAGUAAAUCCAUGCUGGAGCUGAUAUUAUUUGGUGAAGACUGUAGCAGUAAUGACCUUCGUAACAAAAAUAUCCGCCAGACUGAGUUGCUUGUAGAUCUGCGUGAGGCAAUUCUACAAGUAGGGAGGCACUUCCAGAGUGUUGAGCCAGCCUUCAGUUCCGUGUCCCUCACCCCAGACUAUUCUUUGGAGUCUCAUGCACAUGACUUACCUGAGUUUUUAGCAACAGCAAGAUCCAGACACAGAAGAGCCAAGGCAUUACUGGAUUUUGAACGACAUGAUGAUGAUGAGUUGGGUUUCCGUAAGAACGACAUCAUUACUAUUAUAUCCCAGCGUGAUGAGCACUGCUGGAUAGGAGAACUGAAUGGAUUAAGAGGCUGGUUUCCUGCAAAGUUUGUAGAAGUGUUGGAUGAGCGUAGCAAGGAAUACAGCAGAGCAGGUGAUGAUGCUAUUAAUGCUAUUGUAACUGAUCUUGUGCGUGGGACUCUGUGCCCAGCCAUUAAGGCGAUAUUGCAACAUGGAAUGCAGCGCACAUCUCUCUUAGGAGGCCCUUGUCAUCCCUGGCUGUUUAUCGAAGAAGCUGCGGCAAGGGAAGUAGAGAGAGAUUUCUCCUCGGUUUACUCACGCUUAGUGCUGUGCCGGACUUUCAGGCUUGAUGAAGAUGGCAAGGUCCUCACUCCAGAAGAGUUGCUCUAUCGAUGUGUGCAAGCAAUUAAUGUAAGCCACGAUGCAGUCCAUGCACAAAUGGAUGUUAAACUACGGUCCUUGGUCUGCUUAGGACUCAAUGAACAGGUGUUGCAUCUCUGGCUGGAGGUCCUCUGUUCGAGUGCUGAUGUUGUAGAAAGAUGGUAUCAGCCAUGGUCUUUCCUAAAGUCCCCUGGCUGGGUGCAGAUCAAGUGUGAGCUGCGAGUGCUUGCGCAGUUCCCUUUCACCCUGAACCCAGACUGGGAACUACCACCUCCCCCCAACCAGGAUCAGAGGCCUCUGCGAGAGGGCGUGCGGGACAUGCUCGUCAAACACCAUCUCUUUUCUUGGGACCUGUAGCAUUGGUAGUUCUUUUUUUUUAAACUGACUUUAAAAGUCGAUUUGGAGUUUAGAAGUAUUUUUGUAGUCUGAUUACAUUUUAAAGAAAUGAAAUGCCAUUCUAUGAAAUGAUAUGUCAUAUUACAAAUUACAUACCACAUUUUUUUCCCUUUUUUUCAAGAUUCUCAUAAACCAUGAUUGUUGCAUUGAACAACUACUUGUAAAAAAGUAAUAUCUGAUAAGGUGGAGGCAAAUUUUCUUUUUAUUCUUUGCAGUGUUUGAUUCAACUCCCUUUUCCUUUAGACAGUAUAAAGGAAACUGCUUUAAUUACUUUUCAUUUCUCAUCCUUGUUAGUAGAAGAUUAAUAUUGUUAUUAUAUUUUUUUCUAUACAGCUGCACAGUAUUAUAUGGUAGAACACUCAUAACCUCAGAUUAUCUCUAAGACUCCUUGUACAGUUUUAAUCUUAAGUGUACACAUCAUCAAGCAUUCUUAGUGUACAUCAGACAUUUAGAUGCCAUGCCAUAUGCUGAAGAAAUAUAGUAAUUUACUCUUUACUGAUAUAAAUGUUAUCUCUUUCUUGAUAUUUAUUGAAAGAUUUAGUUUCAUAUAUUAGCUACUCACAUAAUGCAGGGGAAUUAAUGUGCAUCUCCUUGUGGGUGAGAAUAUGUCUGAACACUUGUCUCGCUUGUGGGCAAACUUAGAGAUAAAGGAGCUCCAGCAUCAGUUUGGAAUCUUCAUAAUUCUAACUCUUUUUGAGCUGAUUAUUUUACUUGAAGGAACACACAUUUUUAAUAUUUUCAUCCAUUUGGACAUUUUUAGAAAUAGAAAUCUCUUUCGUUUAAUCAUUUGUAAAGCAUUAUAGAUCCUGAGAGUUAUGUGGAUUAUGAUGCCAGAAAAGGGGUUUCAAAGGGAAUGUAGAAGCACCCUCUAACUCACUGGUUCUAGUUAUCACUUAUUGUAUUCAUAUUUGUGAUGAUCACAUGCACACAAAAUCAUUUGUUAUUGCUCUAUUUGCAUUACCCAUGGAUAAUGAGAUUCCUAUUUUUUGAAGCGCAUUUAUUUAAAACCGUUCUCAUUGCAAGUAAAUUCAUGUCUGCACUGGCUGCUCUGGGAAACCCUUUUUGAAUUUUUUUUUUUUUUCUUUUUAUGAUUAUUUUUCAAUACAGUAUUGUUUAUCCAUUGAGUAAUUGCAUGUCUCAUUCCAUAUUAAAAGUGACUGUUUAUGAUUAGAUUGAAAGUUUAGAAAUACCUUUCAUUUAAGUUCAAGCUUUAUUUUAUUAACAUGCACAGUUUUUCAUUUCUUUAUUCCUGGAACAUUUAUAUGGUGUGCAAGGGGCAGUCAUUAUAGUACUUUUAUUUAUUUGUUUAUUUAUUUAUUUAUUUAUUUUUUAUUUUAUUAUUAUUAUUUUUUUGACUUCACAAGUGCCUUUAUCUGCUUCUUGGUCCAGAAAGUUAAUGAGCAGAUUGAGUAUGAAUGGAACAGGAAUAUUUUAUGUGAUUGGUCAGAUGAAUAAUGAAAUUACU
Messenger RNA from Penaeus vannamei (Pacific white shrimp), 4135 nucleotides. RefSeq names its product small G protein signaling modulator 3 homolog. NCBI's taxonomy places the organism in Eukaryota, Metazoa, Arthropoda, Malacostraca, Decapoda, Penaeidae. The record is from RefSeq and is a predicted model, not a curated record. Gene Ontology annotation, molecular function: protein binding.